UCGGCGUUUUAAACCGCCUCUGGAGCAUUUUGAUGAAGCGUCGCUGUCAGAAGGUUCGGAGCGGAGGAUGUUCGGCAGCUACCGUGUCUCCGUCACAUCGCGGACCCGAACCUGAUGUGGUUUCGACCUGAUCGUGGAUGCAAAGUUCCGGAGAGCUCUGAGCGUCCCGCGAGCACUUUCAGGCUGUCUGAAGUUGUGACGGAACCAGGAAACGCUUUGUCUCGGAAAGGAGUCUCGGGGACGUCAGCAUGGUGAACAGUCAAGCCUCAGGUGCACCAGCAGCUCCCAGAUGCUGUGCAGGAUGUGGGGGGAAGAUCUCAGACCGCUUCCUGCUCUUCUCCAUGGAGCGCUACUGGCACACGCGCUGCCUGAAGUGCUCCUGCUGCCAGGCCCAGCUGGGGGACCUCGGCUCCACCUGCUACAGCAAGGGGGGCAUGAUUCUGUGUCGCAGUGACUACAUCAGGCUGUUCGGGCACAGCGGGGCGUGCAGCGCCUGCGGCCAGUCGAUCCCGGCUAACGAAAUGGUGAUGAGGGCACAGGGAAGUGUUUACCACCUGAAGUGUUUCAGCUGUGCCACGUGCAGAAACAGACUCAUACCGGGGGACCGCUUUCAUUACAUCAAUGGUACAAUCUUCUGCGAGCGCGACAGGCCUGGCGCUGCCUUGCUCAACAGUCACCUGGCUCCCCUUCAGAGUACCUCGGUGCUGACAGACCAGAAGGUGUGCUAAGAGCCGUCUCGUCUCCUUACAUUUCUCCUCCCCGGUUACUGUUGUGGAGCCUCAUCACUUCCCUUUGUCUCGAGGAUCCAGUUCGCCAUCGGUCAGAGAAUCCUGCAAAGGCGAGCUUCUGUUGUGUUCCAUGCCAGAGUCGUCUGUCCGUGAAGCAAAGACUUAAGAGAGGACUACAGGGACUACAGACUCCUUCAGGACGGACGAAGCUGAACUGUGCUGAUGAAUCCUCUCGGAAAGAAGAGAAGGAGCUUGCAGGACAGUUUGGUGGACUGCUGGUGUAAUUCCCUCUGUGUGGUCCCAAAGAGCCUCUGAUCUCUCCUCUGUACAUGUUGAUCUUCAGAUCUCAUUUCUGGUUUAUUAGUGUGAAUGUGAUGAUUGAGAGAAUCGGCUUAAAGCCCACAACCAGAACCAGAACCCGUCAUCCACACAUGCUGGGUUGUCUGUCACACGCUCUGGUGGAACGAUCCAGAGAUGGUUCUGCUGUUUCUCCUGCUGUAGUCUCAUUCCUUCAUCAGACGUCUGUGCAGUGUGUUUUUUUUGGGGGGGGGGGGGGGGAUAAAAACAGAAAUCCUAUUAAAACGAUUUUCCUGUGACGUGUCACGACGCGACCUGAGGUCAAUGCAGCAUUAGAGUGGCGCUGUGUUGCGUGGUACCUAGCAUGGUGGAAGUUCCCGGCUCCCUUGCUCUCUUUAGCCCUGGAUGGUGAAAACAUGCCUGAUUACCCCGAGGAAUGGAAUUAGAGGGCUUGAGCUCUGACCAUUUACAGAAGCAAUUAAACAUGAGCCCUGUAUCUGUGUUGCUGGAGCUCCUGGGAGCAUGAACUUGGGCCAUAUCCUGUGGCUGGCUGGCUGCCUCCAAUAAAGCCUAAUCUGAAAGCAGGCUAAUUAAAGGGGAGUUGCCCCGUCUACAUCCAGAGCAUUUGAAACAAUCUGAUGUAUUUACUGUUUACUAUGUUCCAAUUAAAGCCCCCACACAGCCCA
Molecule: messenger RNA, 1711 nt
Organism: Nothobranchius furzeri (turquoise killifish)
Lineage: Eukaryota; Metazoa; Chordata; Actinopteri; Cyprinodontiformes; Nothobranchiidae
Gene: lmo4lb
Product: LIM domain transcription factor LMO4-B
Source: RefSeq, a predicted model, not a curated record